UCAGCGGAUAGAGUUCCUCAUCAUCACAUACACAAAACACAAAGUUCAAAAUGGCUUCCAAGUCAAUGCUUCUUGUUGCCUUACUUGUCGGUUCUUUAGCUCUCACUUCAUUUGCUAGUGUCCCUAACAGGAAGCUUAAGAGUGGUCUCGAGGAUCAAAAGACGUUCUUCCACCAUCCAGGCGGUGGUCUUGGUGGAGGCGGUGGCCUUGGAGGAGGAGGCGGCCUUGGUGGAGGAGGCGGCCUUGGUGGAGGAAGCGGCCUUGGUGGAGGAGGUGGUCUUGGCGGAGGAGGCGGCCUUGGCGGAGGAGCUGGUGGCGGUUUAGGUGGAGGAGCUGGAGGCGGUGGUGGUUUAGGUGGAGGAGCUGGAGGUGGCGGUGGUUUAGGUGGAGGAGCUGGUGGUGGAGCAGGAGGAGGAUUUGGCGGAGGAGCUGGAGGUGGUGCUGGUGGAGGUGCUGGUGGUGGAUUUGGAGGUGGAGCUGGUGGUGGAGGUGGACUCGGAGGUGGAGGUGGAGCCGGUGGUGGAUUUGGAGGAGGAGCAGGUGGUGGAUUCGGUGGUGGAGCGGGUGCUGGUGGUGGUUACGGCGCCAGUGGACUUCCAUGAUGAGAUCUAUAUGUGUAACGUUAAAGGAUGGAGUGCAAUGCAUGGCAACGUAUUACAAAAAACACUAAAAAACGAUUUCAACUAAAUUAAGUCAUUCAUUCCAUCAUUUUGUGUCAUUACGUUGUCAUUAUUAUCGAGCUCUUAAGAAAUAAACGAAUUAGUUAAAAUAAUAA
Molecule: messenger RNA, 775 nt
Organism: Brassica napus (rape)
Lineage: Eukaryota; Viridiplantae; Streptophyta; Magnoliopsida; Brassicales; Brassicaceae
Product: glycine-rich protein 5-like
Exons: 1
Coding region: 51-602 (183 amino acids)
Source: RefSeq, a predicted model, not a curated record